Molecule: messenger RNA, 3047 nt
Organism: Pongo pygmaeus (Bornean orangutan)
Lineage: Eukaryota; Metazoa; Chordata; Mammalia; Primates; Hominidae
Gene: IMP3
Product: IMP U3 small nucleolar ribonucleoprotein 3
Exons: 2
Coding region: 1986-2540 (184 amino acids)
Biological process (GO): ribosomal small subunit biogenesis; rRNA processing
Cellular component (GO): Mpp10 complex; small-subunit processome
Molecular function (GO): rRNA binding; snoRNA binding
Source: RefSeq, a predicted model, not a curated record
ACUCCCAGAAGAAAAGUCAAGUGACCUGGAGAAAUCUGCCCUGCGAGGGGAAAAAUUCGACACUUUCCACUGGAACAACGUUCUAAAAUAGAAGAGACUCACUCUGAAACCACCAUUCCAGAAACCCGGGCAGGGCUCGGCCGUCCCUCUGGCUCCCAGAUUCUUUUGGCGGCUCUCGCUUUGGGAGGCUCUCACAUUCCUCUGCAGAUCUGCCCCUUCCUCCUUCUUCCUCUUGCUCCUGGGCCACUGGGUUUUCAAAAAUCCGGAAAAUCCAAGAGGGGCAAGGAGAAAAGCAGCAGCCGCCUGAAUCGAGUCCAAGGGUGGAUGUGUCCGGCUUCACAACGAGCCAGGCCGGGAAAACAAGGACUGAGGCUUACACAACAGGCCGCCAACUCUUCGACCCCGGCGGCGCAGCCGGAGCCCCCGCCGGCUCGGGCGCCCUCUCCCCGCCCCAGAAGUGGCCAGCCCCAACCCCGGAGGAAGGAGGGGGCGCGACGAGGCUGUCGGGCGACUUCUGGCCACUCGCUGAGUGGUCUCUUUUGUUUGCCUAAUUCCUCAGCAGUUUCUGAGCCUGACGCUGACCCUGCUCUGAAUCCCAGGAAGCCCGUCCAAAGGUAACCCCAGCAGAAACCGGUUCCUCACCCGGGACUUACGACCCCCGAUCACCACCCUCGCGUGCACGCACACACUCAACAGUUUGGAGUUUGGAGAGUGAGCUCCGGCGAGCGGAUGGCGCGGCCAGCCGUCUGUCCGUCCGUCCUCCUCUCCGCCCCGCGGGGCCCGGCCAGUUGGGGGCGCGGGCUGCGCCCCUAGCCUGCCUUCCCCGGCGCUCUCAGACCCUCCGCUCCGCCAGCGAGAAGGCAGCUCCAAAACAAAAAGGCGAUUCCGGGAGGUGGCGUCCUGAGGAAGGAGAGGAUCGCCAAAGGGGAGGUUGGUCUUGAACUCCUGGCCUCAAAUGAUCCUCCCACCUCAGCCUCCCAAAAUGCUGGAAUUACAGGCAUGUGCCACCGCGCCCGACCCCCAAAUAUUGUAUUGUAAAAGACAAUGAAAAGCAUACAAAACAAAAAUGAUCAGUGAGAAGCUAGGUGGCGUCAAAUGCCUGGACAAAAAGGGGUUAGGUCUGCAGCGCUACACUCAGAUGUAACUUACAGAUGCAACUAGCGGAAACAGCAUUAAAUUUGUUAACUCAGUGCUUGGUGGCCAGAAAUUCAUGUCGGGAUAAUUCAUUUGAGCACAGACUAAAGGGUUUGGACUUGUACUUACAGUCCAAGUUUCUCAAACUUGCUGGGUUUUAUGAAUCAUCUGACACUUUAGUUAAUAAUAUGGAUUUCCAGGCGGCUCCCUUAUAGAUCCCUUUUCUGUGGGCCUAGGAAGCAGCCAAGCAAUCAGUAUUUCAUGGAUUCGGUGCCACCCAUCUCAACUUGACAGUGAGAGAUCGCUCUGCCUGCCAGGUGAAGGACCUGACGUUGGCGGGCGGCGGGGACUACCAGGUCAGCCCCAGGACAGCCGGCUCCGGCAAGCUCCCCCACGGCAUGGCAGGAGCCCAGUGGAAGUUAGCACAGUAAACCCAAUCAACAAGCCGCAGUCACCCAUCUUCCCCAGAAAUGGCCUCUUCAGCUCUUGCGGGGGAGACUCUGAAAGUCCCCAAAGGACAGAAGUCUAGGAGGAAAUGAUUGCCGCAGAAAGGGAUACAGUCUUGGCUACUAAGAAGCGCGCGGAGCCGCCUAGGCACUCGCUCCCAACCACCCCCACUCCGAUGCUUCUACCCCCUCCCUCGCAAACGCGAAGAAAAGAAGAAACGCGAGAUCCCAGUGCAGAGGCGUGGUCCCACCCUGGCCAAUGGGAAGUGAGGGCGUGACUUUAAGCCUUUCUUUCAUUGGCCCAGGGUCCCAGGCCGUCCAGGUCUUAGUGCGCCGCGGCGGAAAUCGCGCGGGCGCCAGAACGCGCUCUCAGCUUCGUGUCCUGCCGCUGCGGCUGCCGCCAUCAUGGUGCGGAAGCUUAAAUUCCACGAGCAGAAGCUGCUGAAGCAGGUGGACUUUCUGAACUGGGAGGUCACCGACAACAACCUGCACGAGCUGCGCGUUCUGCGGCGUUACCGGCUGCAGCGGCGGGAGGACUACACGCGCUACAACCAGCUGAGCCGUGCCGUGCGUGAGCUGGCGCGGCGCCUGCGCGACCUGCCCGAACGCGACCAGUUCCGCGUGCGCGCUUCGGCCGCGCUGCUGGACAAGCUGUAUGCUCUCGGCUUGGUGCCCACGCGCGGUUCGCUGGAGCUCUGCGACUUCGUCACGGCCUCGUCCUUCUGCCGCCGCCGCCUUCCCACCGUGCUCCUCAAGCUGCGCAUGGCGCAGCACCUUCAGGCUGCCGUGGCCUUUGUGGAGCAAGGGCACGUACGCGUGGGCCCUGACGUGGUUACCGACCCCGCCUUCCUUGUCACGCGCAGCAUGGAGGACUUUGUCACUUGGGUGGACUCGUCCAAGAUCAAGCGGCACGUGCUGGAGUACAAUGAGGAGCGCGAUGACUUCGAUCUGGAAGCCUAGCGGAUCUCCCACUUUGCAUGGCUGUCUUUUACAGAUGGGAAAACUGAGGCCUGGUGCUGGAGAUUCUAUGAGGGUGCUCUCCUCAAGCGUAUCAGACGGUCGGUCGUAGGUUCAGUGGCAGGCCAUGCAUAGAGCCACUGGAGGUGCGUCCUUGUUUUCCAGGAAAUGUUCUUAUAACUUGGACUAUUGAUUAUUAAUUGACUGUGCCUUGGGAAACAGUGGGAAGUAACUUGGUGCUGCACUGGGGUAUUGUUGGCUUCUUGUGUUGGAAACUUUGUAAUGUAAAAGGAAAAACUGGAAAUCCCCACGCCCUGUUUCCCUUUACCGUCUUGUAGUUGGACUGGUUCAAUUCGUUUAACUCGAAUUCUUGCUCCUGGCCGUGGUUAAGCUGUGUACAGAUGAUGGAGAGUUGGGCCUCAAGUUUUUAUAAACUGAGCGAGACUAGUGUUCAGGAUCUCCUCCCUUGUUUAAAUGUCAAUAAAUGCCCCAACUGCUUUGUAAGUGCAA